This is a messenger RNA of Schistosoma curassoni, 4628 nucleotides long. The record is from the annotation of a GenBank genome assembly. Lineage: Eukaryota; Metazoa; Platyhelminthes; Trematoda; Strigeidida; Schistosomatidae.
UGCCGUUCAAAAUCGGGGUCACAUGGGUUUCAGUUGUUGAUUGGCUGACGUCAAGGUCGCUUCUAAGUCCAUCGGCCUACGGCUAAGCUGCUAGUUAGUCUUUAAAGUUCUAUCACUGUCAUGCUGAUGGAGGAUUCAAGUUUUGAAGAUGAGUCUGGUGAUGAACAUGAUGGUUAUGAUCCUGUUCGCAGCCGGAUUGUGGAUAAUCAAAAUGUAUCAUAUAAACCUAGAUAUGUUCCUUCUGAAGCUGAUGAAAAUUCGGGCUCUGACGAUCUAAGUGAUGAUCUGGAAGAUCACUUAUCUUAUUCUCAUAAUCCUCCACAUUCUCCAGUUGAUUCUUCGAGUGAGCAUUCGAUCGUUAAAUCUGAACAAAAUCAUUUUUCGGAGAAUCUGGAUUACGAUAGGGAAUAUUACGUUGAACCUGUUGUGGAUGUCACUACCCCAGGUUAUGCUCCAAGUCAAGCUUUAACUCCCGAAUCCAGUCCUGCCCUGAGUUAUUCCGGAAGUGAACAUGCAUCAGAUGUAAAUGUGACUAGGAAAACUGAUCCAAAUAUUUCUAGUGAAGUGCAUCAGCAAGAUGAAGUCGAACACGAGAGCAACGAUGACUCAGAGUCUGUAAGCGAAAAAGAUCAGGAAGAGUUUCAUCAACAGGAAGUCGAUGAAACUCCUCAAGUGAAUUCUGUAGAGAAAUAUCCCACAACUAAGCAUAAUUCUCCUAUCGAAUCACUCCAGUAUAAUAAUUUCCCUGACAUUUUUGAAGAUCAUGAUGAUGAUCAAGAUCAAGGUAAAUUCAAUGAAGACUUCGAAGGUUUUGAGAGAGAUGAACAACCAGAAUCUCAAGUGGAUGGCAUCAUAGCAGAUAUAUUUGGCGAAAGUGAUGCAGAAGAAGAAUUUGAGGGCUUCGCCGAAAAUGAACUGGACAAAGGUAUUGAAGAGGAGGUUGAAGUUCAAACAUCUAGUGAGUUAGUAACAAAAAAAGGUCCCCUCACGACAGCUGGAGAAAACGAAGGGGAUGAAGAGUCUGAACAUGAUGAUGAGUUCGUUUCCGACUUUGACCGGAUAAUGGAAAAAAAGAAAGAAGAAUCACGACGAAGACGUAGACGUAAUAGGGAUAUUGAAUUCCUUAAUGAUAGUGAUGAUUUGAUUGUUGAAACCAUUUCUCGAAUGAAAAGUGCUGCCGAUGAAGACAGACAGUUACUUACAGCUAGUCGACCAGCGACCAAGAAACUGAACAUGCUCAAAGAAGUAUUAGCUAUUCUUAGGCGAGCUGACCUGAAAUCCGCCUUAAUAGAAAAUGGAAUGCUUUCCGCUAUAACUGAGUGGUUAUCCCCUUUACCUGGUCAUACACUCCCGAAUCUCGUUAUUCGUGACUCUAUGUUGACUAGUCUCAGUGAGUUUCAGUCACUGUCUUCUGAAGUUCUUCAAGAAUCCGGUAUCGGGAAAGCCUUGAUGUAUUUGUACAAACACCCGAGAGAAACUCGAGAAAACAAGGAUAGAGCUGGAAGACUUAUUAAUGAAUGGCUCCGACCCAUAUUCAACUUGACUAGUGACUAUCGAACUCUCACUAAGGAGGAACGUAAACAGCUAGAUUAUGAACAUUUACCUAAGCGGAGAAACAUCGAUAACGAGGCCUACAACCAUCGGGACAUUAACCGUGAAUUGGAUGGUGAAGCCAAAGGACUUUUGAGGCCUGGCGAUCCUGGAUGGGUUAAUAGAGCCCGAGUUCCUCAACCAUCAAAUAAAGAUUAUAUUAUCCGACCAAAAUGGCGUGUUCGAGAGAAUGCUACUGGGGAGGAUAAUGACGAAGAGGGAAAUGAUGAUCAGACAGAACAAUCCCAGUCACUUUCUCGAAAGCAUCGGAAAACACGAACAUCUGGUUUUGGAGCUACAUCACGAAUUGAAAGUCAUAUUCGAAAUUUAAGUAAUAGUGCUCGUAAAAGUCAUGCCAAAGCUGCUCGUGCAGUUCCAAUGAGUAUUGAAGGUCGUAAUAUGUCAUUGUGAUUAGUAUUUACUGUCAAAUGUUCUUAUUUUAAUUAUCGACUUCCUUUAAUUAUUCUGCAUCUUACUGUACAGUAUAUUUUGCGUUUCCUUUGCUUACUUGUCUCAUGAUAUAAAAAUUUGAGCUAGUUUCCGUUUGUAUAUUAUGUUAUGAAAUAAGCUGAAAAUACCAUGUUCAUUGUUUUUAUUUUCAAAUAUUUUCCCAAUAUGAACAUUGGAAAUAUAGAGAAAUAUUGUUUUCUUUACAAAAUACUACAUAUUUCCCAAUAUGAGGUUUAUGAAUUUAUUAUUGUAUAUUGGUGUAUAUUCAGUUGCAGGGGAUACAAAGUGUUUGAUCGUUUUUUUUUCAUAUUUUUUAAAUUUUAUUCUUUCGUACAAUGAAAACUUUUUUAGGCAUCGUCAUUUCAAACUUAAUUUGUAUCUAAAACCUAUAUACACUACGUAAGAAGGAUUAAUUAAAUCACUGAUAAUGAUAAUAUCACUUAUCGCAGUGUCCCCCUUAUAUAUAAAAAAUAAAUUAAAUCUAUUCAGAUAUGAUGGUAAACACUUUUGAAGAUAACUUUGAUAAAGACAAAUUUUUUUAAUAAACGGAUUAUACCCAUUAAGACAUUAAUUAAAAAAGAUUAGUUCAGUGAAGAGUCCCCUUUUCGGCGAAUUCAUUUUCAAAGCUAUACAAUCGCAAAUAUAUAUACUUAUUUUAACAGGAUGAUAAUAAACUUCUGUUAGGCAUGUUGACAGUGAGGUUAAAUAAACAAAGUUAUUAAAAAAUUCUUUUAAAAACAAGGAAAGUUUAAUAAUCGUUUGAUUGUUAAUGGCUUAAGUAUUCAUCAAAGGAUACAUAGGGAAAUUACCAUUGGGAAAGGAUAGCUCAGCAUGAUAAGAUAAAUAUUAAAAUUUAGAUUAAAUGUAAUGAGGAUGAUCGUGGAGACAAAAUGAACCGGUUGGGGGUAGAAAAUUUAAGGGAAAGCUGGAGGGUGAAGCAGAUAGUCGUAAAGGAAGAGUAUGAAGAGAAAAAUAUAAGACAUCAGGACCAUAGUAGAAGAAGAGGUUGUACCAGUCGCUUUUGCACACACAAUUCUGGUCUUUCUAGGUGUAUCGCUAAAGCUUCGGCAAUGCAAAGAAGAUGCAGUCUAAUUGUUUUGGGGAGACUUUUACUUACCUUGUAAAUGUCUUGAUUGAGUGACCUGUGUUCACAAGGUGCUCGAUUACUGAGCUUAUUGAGCCUCUUCCUCCUAUUUUCGAACAACGAGAAGCGUAUUACGCUCAUAUGAUUUUGAGAUGGUGGAGAAGAUUUGUAGCUCCACCAUCUCAAAAUCAUAUGCCGGACAAUGUUCUUCAAGGCGUUUACUCUUAUGACAUAUGGGAUAGCUAACCUAUUAAUGUCAUACGAUGAAUUUAUGUAGCUUCUGCCUACAUAAAGGAGCCCAGUCAGAGAAAAGAUCUUAAAGAACAGUUAUAAAUGAAUAAUGACGAAUGGUUGGAAAUGGUCGUAUCAAUUAAAAAUUGACAUUGAAGAUUUUUGUUUUGUGAAAUUUCGAUCCUUUCUACAACAUGGUCUGGAUGAUUUUACUGGUUAGAUCUAUAAUACCGUUCCACUAGUCAGUAGUUCUUCAUUACAGAUUUAACUUGUUGAAACAAUUUGUGGUUUCUGUUGUCUUGUGAUAUUAAUGUAAAUCAGUGACGCAAAAAGUGCUAAACGUAGUGAUGAUUGCACUUAUCUUAGAUCUGUGCAUCAUCAGUCCAAAUGUAUAUUUCUUCUGUAAUACUAAUCCAGAUGAACAUAUCAUUCAGAUAAAUAAAAACAACGACAUAGGAUCUCUGUUAACAGUGUACUGUAGCAAAUAUGUCAUCAAGUUGUUUCUAAAAGUAAUCAGUAUAUAAUCACUUUUCUUGCAGUAUAGUGGAUGUGUGAUUGGAUUUUCACUCUUUUCAAUCAUAUCGUGGAUUAUGAAUUCACUUUUGAUAUCUGGCUAUCAGUGGGUCUUAUAAGCUUUUCAUGCAAUGUACCUAAGGUAUACAAGAUAAAAACAAUUCUUUUUGUAAAAACGACAACAAUCCCAUUUUGUCUUAAAUGUAAUUAAUGGUUGUAUAUAGCGAUAGCACAAGAUUCACAUAAAAGGUAUUUAUAUCUAUAAUUGGUGACUGGGUAACACUACUGAGGAUUAAUCAUACAGAUGUAAUCGGAUAUUUCUAAAGAUCCGCACUCCAUCAUACUGAAUAUAAAAUACCUCGAACGAAAGCCUUUAUACGCUUUUAAUAUGACGGGAUGGGAAGCAGAAAUUACGUUUUGAACUCAUUAUAACACUUUUUCAACAUCACUUCCGUUUUUAAUUCAAUACUAUGGUUAUCAACUGUAAUAUUAGUUUUACUUACGGUGUACUAUUUUAAUCACCAUAAAUCGCUUUAGUUCAGUGUGUUGGUUACUCAAGAUACAAUGUUUUUGCAAUCAACUAAUAUGAACUAUGCUCAGCAUGAUAUGCAGCAUGUGAUUUGUCAUAAGUCUGGGUAUUUUUGAUGUAUGUGAUUUUAUUCUAAUUAAUAAUCAAAAUGAAUGUGCAAUCAAUAUAUAAAUGACUGUAUUUUUGACUAGGGUCAUCGCUUUUUAGAGUUAAUAAAUUUUCACUUGUACC